Molecule: messenger RNA, 2169 nt
Organism: Cylindrotheca closterium
Lineage: Eukaryota; Bacillariophyta; Bacillariophyceae; Bacillariales; Bacillariaceae
Source: the annotation of a GenBank genome assembly
AUGAUGGAAGACGAGGAGGAUAACGAGCCGCUGCUGCCAACAGGUCAGCCAGAUAACCACCAUCCAUCACUUCUCCUUCCAACGACAGAACAGGAACAAUCGGUUCCCGAAGUUGCAACUUUCUACGAACAGGGAAAACGAUGGUUCCUUCCGUUUCGAUAUGCGAUGAAAGUCGCAGCAGCCAAUGUUUUCUGCUCCAUUUUGGUGUUGGUAUUGCUCCAUGUUCCCACGGAAUACAUUGCUGGACACUACAGUGGAAGGCAUGGCGAUCCAACCUGGGAAACCCAAUUUCAAAUUCGGGGCCAACUGAGUGUAGGUCUGGCAAUUUCCCUCUUUCAAAAUCUUUGGAACGCCAAUAUCUGUUGGAAUGGGGCAAAGGCACUCGAGAAGCGUGCUGAUAUUACUAUUACUGUCGCUUCCGGUAGUACUCAAGAUAAUAAUCGUCCAAGCAGUGGGGACGACGAGGAAACGAACUCGGAGGAAGAUCGAAGCCGGCAGGUAGACAUUAUGGAGGUUUCCAGACGAGUGGAUUCCAUGUUUGGAUGCAACCUUCAUCAAAGUGGUAGCAGGAGCUGGACGCCCCAAGCCACAUUCUUCGUCUGUCUACUUUACGCCUUGUGUUCACUUUCGACCUGGCAGUUUGUGGAAGGGAGUGCCGGGUUUCUCCUGCUGCACUUUGGAGUCGCCAAUCGAGAUUUAAUGUCCAAAGGAACCUGUUUUGUGAGCGCUCCCUUUCAAAGUGAUGACUUGCUAAUGCACGAAGAGGACGAUGAGAGCUCGCUUUGGGCGUUGGAAACAUUACCAGAAUUUGAAUCUUUACCGAGUGGAGUACAAAAGUGGAUUGCCAGCUUCUCUUGGCAGCAUAAUUGGGUCUCGGGUGAUGCUGAUUUCAAUCGGAGUUUGCCGUUUGUUCCUCUGGUAGAUGGAUCUGUGGUAUUCGCAAAGGCAGUGCCAGAUAUUUCUCGGUCCGGAAUGCUAGUAAUGCUAAAUUCAAAAGAAGACCCUCACUCUAGCAGUGUCGUCCUCUACUCAUCAAAUGCCCAUAUCCAAGAAUGGGCUCCAACAGCAAACUCCGAGGAAAAGUGCGGCUAUGUGUUUAAUGAUAUAACACAACCGCUUUUGUUUGGCUUUCCUUCCACGCCGCCGUACCACGCGUGGUGUACCAUCUUUCACAAAAACUCGCUUUGUCGCUUGCAGGACGAGGUCUUGUGUCAAAAUUCUGCUACAGGACAGGUGGGAAGAUUCAAAGCGUUGGACGACACCGAUUCCCGAAACAUUUAUGGAGGCGGUAGUGGCUGGGCAAAGAUUUAUGCCACUGAAAAUGAAUUAUGGGUUGCCACCUACAGCAGCAUUUCCAAAAAUAGACGAAGAAGAUCGAGUGGUGGCGGCGAUACGACGGUGACAACAUUGGUUUCUUCGUUCAAUAUCGAUUCCAUGACGACUGCAGUUGUACUUCGCAAAAGCACGACUAACGAAGACUACGAAGAACGCAACAAUGGUAGACGACAUCGAUCAUGUGUCAAUUUUGAUUGGAUUCGGACUACGGUAUCGCUGGUGUGCCUUGCAUUCCUAUCGUGGUACCUAUACAAGUUGGAGGUCCCAGCUUGCACUGUACCAGCCGUGACUGGAGUUGCUCUGCUCAUACAUGCUCUAUUCGACCCCAAUGCGGCGGGGCUAAUAUUGCUUUUUCUGGCUGGUGUAUGUUUACACGUCCUUGUGUCUACUAGCUCGAGAAAUGCUUGGAUACGGAAGUAUGCCUCUCACGAAAUGAUGGUUUGGGCUUUGUACUCUCUGCAAGUCUCAGCUAGCUGGUGGUUCUGGAGCCAAAUUAUGUAUCUUGACGAGUUGGAGUUUGACACUUUCAUUUCGGUACCAGUUGGGUCUAUCUUGCUUGCUGUUGCUACAGCAGUUCUGUUGAAUCAUCCAAUUUUGCAAAUCCUGGCUGUAGCUUUCAGCAGUUUCGGUUUUCUUGGCUUUUUCUUUGUGUUUGCGGGUUUAAAUUAUCUGUUGGUACCGCUCUUCUUGUUGUCGUUGGCACUGGGUCUUUUCAGAGGAGGAAGUCUGUUGCAAAUGUACCGGGUCCAAAUCAUUGUUUGCACCCGCAGGCUUUAUCUCUACUGCAAGAGACCAUGUCGCUCCAUUUCAAACCAACAGAUACGAUCGCGAUGA